CUCAUUAAAACUAUAGUUGUUACAGUAUAUCACUGUUUAGUUAUAUACUGUAGUGAUUGGUUAUUGUGUUUUUCACUGAAACACUUUUUUUAAAGACAAAUUUUUAUCUUUGAAUAAACUUAAUUUUUUUAUAAGUAAACCACAGUAGUAAUUAAUUUAUAUAUGGUUAUUUCUUUAUCUAAUCAUUUUAUUUGGCGAUUUCAAAUAGUAUCUAUUAUAACGUUCAUUUGAAUACAGUUCCCCUAUGUUUCCUAUUCAAUUUGUUUGGAAAUGUUACAGUGGCUUUAAUCUUAUUCUUGAAUGUCUGUCACUUUCACUUCAUCUCCGUUCUGUUUUGUUAGAGAAGUGUGGGCCUGAAAAUCUUAUUCCAAUUUGAGUUGAUGUAAUAUAAAAAUAAAUUCUUAUUGGUUCAAGUAACUUAUAUAUGUUUGGUUUAUUUAAAUCAUAUUUUGGAAAAGUAAUUUGUUAUACACACAAAAUAUUUUAAACUUAUCAAUUCCACAACAAAAGAAUAUCCUGAAAGAUUACAAUGUUUAUAUAAAAGUAAAAUAUUUUAAACGUUAUAAGGAAAUUAUAAUAAUAUAAACAAAAUUUUAAUUUAUGAAACCACUUCUCUGACAAAGUUGCAUGUCGACUGACUCGCAUGUUUCUCUCACAGCGCCGACACCCCUACCCAAGAACCCAUGUGUGCCCUCCCCUUGUGGUCAGUAUAGCAUGUGCCGGGCAGUGAAUGGUCACGCCGUCUGCUCGUGCCAGCCUAACUACAUCGGCUCUCCCCCCUCGUGCCGGCCAGAGUGUAUGGUCAGUGCCGACUGUCCCCAGAACAGAGCCUGUAUCAACCAGAAGUGUGCCGACCCGUGUCCUGGCACUUGUGGCCUCAAUGCCAGGUGCCAGGUCGUCAACCACAACCCCAUCUGUAGCUGUGCCCCUGGCUUUACUGGAGACCCUUUUGCUCGAUGUGUUCAACAGAGUAAGCAUGCACUCUCUUUCAUCCUUUUCAUUUUGCAUUUCCAUUUACAGUUUUCUUCCUUUUCUGUUAUUCUUUUAACAAUGUCAAUAAUAAUAAUAAAAAGAAACUUCAAAAAUCGAUUACUUAUUUUUUGUGUUGCUAAACUUACUCUAAAUAGCUAUUAGAAGUUUUAGAAGCUUUUGUUUUCAAAGCAAUGCAUUCUAUGUAGGCUUCAAAUACAAAUAUGUAUACAAUAGAUUACUCAGAUAACUUGAGCCAUUAUUAUCUGAAAUGGUUUUUGCUCAUACAGAAUAAUUAUGUACAAGUUUAAAUGCUUUGACAAUGAAGUCCAUUAGAUCUCAGUUUAAGAAAGAGCCCCAAUUAGAUACAUGUUGAACUGUUAUAGAAUAUAUUGAAUAGAAUAUGAGAAGCCAAAAACUAAAGCGUAAAAAUACCAAAUGUUGGUAAUGUACCUAAGUAUUUAAUUUCUUAUUUCUUAAAUUGAAGUUUUGUAAAACAUUAUGUACACAUCUUUUACACUACUUUAAUUUUAUAAUAGUAUUUUUUCAUUAAUGGUUCUAUUUUUCUGAAGAGAA
Homalodisca vitripennis (glassy-winged sharpshooter) is the source of this 1545-nucleotide messenger RNA. RefSeq names its product delta-like protein 4. The coding region runs from base 628 to 1134 and encodes 168 amino acids. The record is from RefSeq and is a predicted model, not a curated record. NCBI's taxonomy places the organism in Eukaryota, Metazoa, Arthropoda, Insecta, Hemiptera, Cicadellidae. The transcript has a single exon.